AUGUCGAGUGCUACUAAUAAGUCUAAUUCUUCCAAUUUGCCAAAUUUACCCGGUUUGUCAAAUUUACCGGUUUUGCCUAAUUUACCAAACGUACCAGUUAUCCCUAAUGCGUCAGGUAUUCCUAACGCCCCAGGUAUUCCUAAUGCGCCAGUUAUUCCUAACGCCCCAGGUAUUCCUAAUGCGCCAGUUAUUCCUAAUGCGCCAGGUAUUCCUAACGUACCAGGUAUUCCUAACGUACCAGGUGUUCCUAACGUACCAGGUAUUCCUAACAUGCCAAAUAUACCAAAUAUGCUUAAUAUUCCCAACAUGCCAAGCAUACCCAAUAUACCAAGCAUUCCCAACAUACCUAAUAUUCCUAACGCACCUACCAUGUCUACCCCCACCAACCAUAAUAUGACAAAUCAGACAAUGAAUAACUCCCAUUUUAUGAAUAACAACUCGAUGAAUCAAGUUUCUAUGCCAUAUAUAUCUGGUUUGAUGACAAAUAUGAACACACCUGAUUAUUAUGCUAAGAACUUAAUGCAUAUGAAUUCUGGAUAUGAUAAUUACAAUUCAUUAAUAUAUGGACAAGCAAAUAAUAAUAUGAAUGUACCAUUACCACCAAACAGUUUAGACAAUUUUAAUGAUAUGACAAUGCAUAUGAACAACCCUAAUAUUAUGAAAAUGUACAAUAAAGAUUUUAUGGGAAAUAAUUCUCAUAAAAUUAUGAACAACCACUUAAUGAAUUUACGUAACAAUGUGAAUAUAAAUUACAUGAAUAAUUAUAAUAUAGAAAAUCAUGGAUGGUGUGAAAUGAUUGCUAAAAAUGGUAGGAAAUAUUAUUACAAUUCUAUAACGAAAAGCUCAAAAUGGGAAAAACCAGACGAACUAAAAACUAAGGUAGAACUAAAAAUUUCACAGCAAACAAAGUGGAAAGAAUAUUCUUGUAGUGAUGGCAGGAAAUACUGGCAUCAUGAAGAAACAAAUGUUAGUGUGUGGGAUGAGCCAGAAGAAAUUAAAAAAAUUAAAUUAGAAUGUGCUGCAGAGGAAGAAGAAGAGAACGGAAAAGGUGAUGCAGCAAAUCGAGCUCCAACAGGUAGUCAAAUGGGUAGUCUGUCCGGUAGUCUGACAAAUGCUUUGUCGGGUGAUCUAACGAAUGGUCUUCUGAGCGGUCCAACAAAUGGUCUAACAAAUGAUCUGCAAAAUAGGGGUAAUAAUCUCACAUCAGAGAAUCCGUUAAUUAAUGGAAAUUCCGAAUUCAACAGAAUGAACAAACAAUGUAGCAUCGUUAACAACGCAGUGGAUCAUCUUAAAGAGGGAGGGUCAAGCAUAGAAAUAAAUAGAAAUACAUUCCUGAAUAGUAAUGAUAUUGAUGAAACGAAUAAAAACAAAAUAAAUAAUAAAAGGAAUAAUAGUAUGAUAUGGGAAAAAUUUGAAAAUAAAAAUGACGCAAGGGAACAUUUAAAAAUUCUGUUCGAGGAAAAAAAUAUAAAUCCAAAAUUGACAUGGGAAAAUGCGUUAAAAAUUUUGGAAAGCGAUAAUAGAUGGUUAAGUUUAGUUAUAUUAACCAAGGGAGAAAAAAGGCAAAUGUUUUCUGAAUAUGUCAGUCAUGCUGUUAAAAGGGCUAACGAAAAUGAAAGAAGAAAACGACAAAAAUCAAGGGAAUUAAUUUUUCAAACACUAUUAUGUUGGGAUAAAUUAAAUGAACAAACAACAUAUGUAGAAUUUGCUAGGGAAUUCUAUAAUGAAGAAUGGUUUGAUUGGAUUACAGAAAAAGAAAGAGAUGAAAUAUUUCAAGAUUUUUUAGAUGAUUAUAAACAUAAAUUUAAAGAAACUCGAAGGAAAAAAAGAAAAAAAACAUCAGAAAAUUUAAAAGAAAAAUUUCAAGAAUACGCAAAUAAAAAUAAUCCCCUAAAAUGGAAGGACGUUAAACUUUAUUUUAAGGAUGAUGAAGAUUUUAAUUCUUUACAUAAAAUUGAUGCUUUAGCAUCUUGGGAAAGUUUUUAUGAAAAAUAUCAUAAUGAAGAAAAGAUGGAACUUAAAAAAAAGGUUUUCCGAAUUUUACGUAAAAAAAGAGAUGCUUUUAUUGAAUUAUUAAAUGAAUAUUAUGAAAAAAACGUCUUAAAUAUGAAAACGCAAUGGAUUUAUUUUGUCUCUAAAAUUUAUAAAGAUGAGCGUUAUACAGAUUUAUUAGGACAACAAGGAUCUUCACCAAGAGUAUUAUUUGAAGAAUUUAUUGACACCCUACAGGAACAAUAUUUGAGACAUAAAUCGUAUAUAAAAAGUGCAUAUAAAGAAAUGGCUUGUACAGUAGAUGAAAAUACAACUUUUGAAGAAUUUUUACAAUUUUUUACAAAUGUACAAAACAAAUAUAAAAUUACACACACAAAUAUGAAUUUUAUAUAUCUUUCUCUACAAAAAAAAAUAAAAGAAAAAAAAAAUAAAGAGUUAAAAAAUAUUAACAAAGUAGCUAAAUUUUUAACCAAAUUUCCUGAACUUAAAAUACACAUGCCAUACAAUAAAGUAAUUAGUAUCAUAAAAACAUCGAGAAAAUGGGGUGUGGUUUGUGAUUUAUGUCCCAAAGAAGAGCAAAAAGUAGCUGCUUAUAAUAUAUGGAAAUCGUUUGCAAAUUCAAAAAAAAAUGGCAUCUCCACUGAUUCAUUAAAUUCAAAUUCAAAUAAAAAUUUUAAAAAUACAAGAAGAAAAGGAUCUAUAAGAUCAAGUGAAGAGGAAUAUGAAGAAGAAUAUGAAAACAAAGCAAAUUUAAAAUACAGGAAAUAUUCCAGAGAAGAUUCUGACUCAAGUGCACAAACAAUCGAAUCCUUGCGAACUAUUGAUCAUAAUACGUCCAACUAG
Plasmodium malariae is the source of this 2835-nucleotide messenger RNA. RefSeq names its product pre-mRNA-processing factor 40, putative (gene PRP40). Bases 1 to 2835 code for a protein of 944 amino acids. The record is from RefSeq and is a predicted model, not a curated record. NCBI's taxonomy places the organism in Eukaryota, Apicomplexa, Aconoidasida, Haemosporida, Plasmodiidae. Gene Ontology annotation, molecular function: RNA binding; protein binding. The transcript has a single exon. Gene Ontology annotation, biological process: mRNA cis splicing, via spliceosome. Gene Ontology annotation, cellular component: U1 snRNP; U2-type prespliceosome.